CUCUUUAACAUGUUCACUGUUUAUCAUUGCAGUAUUUUUGUUUCUUGUAUAAUGGAUGAUAUAUCAAGUGUGUGGCUUGUUAUUAAGUCAAUAGAUUGGCUUGAGGAAACCCGUCUGCUUAGUAUUCUCCUCACAAUUUAUAUUCUAUGUAUAUCUCUCACGAUCAUCACAUGGAACCGAAUCAACAUACAGGCAAUUUACUUUUGUACUUUAUGCUGUGGAAUUUACAUGGCAGAAAACAUAAACCAGUACUGUGCAAAAUAUUGGAAAUAUAUCUCGACAAAAAAUCAGUUCUUUGACAGUGGAGGAAUGUUUAUAUCAGUCGUCUAUUCUCUACCCCUUCUUUUGAACUUGCUGGUCCUCGUUGUUCAUUGGUUACGCAGCGCUGGCAAAGAUGUUAUUUAUGUGAAGCGCAAGCAACUUUUAUCACAAAGGAAGAAAAAAGAUGAUUAAAAAUUUCAAAUCAGUUUUUAAUUAAGAUGAUGGGUAAAAAUGAACUUUAAAAAAUACCAAUUCAACGAUUGAUAUAUAUUUCUGACAAACCUGUUUCUUUUACUGAAAUGUUUAAUGUUGUUUCAGUAUUGACCAAAACUGUGUAAGCCUUAUAUGUCAUAGUUCUUUGCUUGUAAGUUAGGUGGUUAAGAAAAGAAAACAUUAGAGUUACUAGUUUUUAAAUAGUUUAUCAUCUGUUUUACCCAAAUUGUCAAUUAACAUUAUCAACUUAGUUGUUUUUAUUUUCAUUACCUACUAUAUUGUAUAACAUCAAAAUAUGCAGAAGUCGUAUUUAUGGGUUAAGUAUAAAACAACUAACAAUAUUGUGUAUUUUUUAUUUAAACAUGUUUUAAUCAUGAAGCUAUUGUUAUGCUAUCUUUUUUUUAAAUAAUUUUAAGCCAAAUUUCUCACAUUGCCAACAAUUAAUUGACAUAUGUAAUAGUUAGUGUUGUAUUUUAAAUGUAAAAUCCCCAAUCACAUUUAAAUUGUGGUGCUUCAUAUUAGCUCCAUUUAAGCAGUUAUUCUGUUGAAAAUUCGUUAUUCCCAUUUGUUAAACUUUAUAUUCAGAUACUCAUACACAUCAUUUUUACAUUUUAGAUCAUCUGCUACAGAACAGUUUUAAAUGUUUUAUAUUUUGUUGUUGUAAAUACGAAUCAAAUGAUGGCUCCUCAAAAACAAGUUGUGCUCGUUACAGGAUUUGGUCCAUUUGGAACGUAUGAAGUAAACUCCAGCUGGGUUGCUGUGAAAGAAAUGUCAUCAACUGGUUUAGAAAUCAAAGACGUAAAUCUUGUUGUCAAAGAAAUACCGGUUGAGUAUGACAUCAUAGAUAAGAAAGUUCCACAACUCUGGAAAAAAUACAACCCAGUGGUAUGAUGUGUUUAUUGCUUUAAAGAAAUGAAUAUUUCUAAUAAAUCUGAUUUCCAAAAAAAAA
Molecule: messenger RNA, 1423 nt
Organism: Ciona intestinalis (vase tunicate)
Lineage: Eukaryota; Metazoa; Chordata; Ascidiacea; Phlebobranchia; Cionidae
Source: RefSeq, a predicted model, not a curated record